Messenger RNA from Trachemys scripta elegans, 5246 nucleotides. It is a transcript of the gene OGA, whose product is annotated as O-GlcNAcase. The transcript has 16 exons. The record is from RefSeq and is a predicted model, not a curated record. Bases 270 to 3011 code for a protein of 913 amino acids. Gene Ontology annotation, biological process: glycoprotein metabolic process. NCBI's taxonomy places the organism in Eukaryota, Metazoa, Chordata, Testudines, Emydidae. Gene Ontology annotation, molecular function: beta-N-acetylglucosaminidase activity.
AAGCCCUGCGGCUCCCGCGGUGCCAGGCCGCUGUCGGACCGGACGCGAGACCCCCGGGGCGGCGGCGUCUCCUCCCGAGCGGGCGGGGCGGGGCGGCUUCGGGCUGGGCGGCGCGGACCGGUUGGGGCCGGUUCCCCGCGCAGGCGCAGGGCCCCAUAAACAGGAAGCGGCGGCUGGGGCGCCCGGGUCGGCGCGGGGGAGCCGGAGACAAAGGGCUGGGCCGGGCCCGGCACAGGCGGGGGUCCCUGGCGGCGCUGGCGGGCGGCAGCAUGGUGCAGAAGGAGGGGCAGGCGGCGCUGGAGGAGCGGGAGCCCCAGGGCAGCCCCAGCCCGGCCGGGGUGCCGGUGGCGCCGCUGGAACCGGCGGGGGCCUCCGCGGGGCCGGGCCCGAGCGGGGAGGAGACGGACACGGAGACCGAGACGGUGGCCGGGGCCCGGCGCUUCCUCUGCGGUGUGGUGGAAGGAUUUUAUGGAAGACCAUGGAUUAUGGAGCAGAGGAAAGAACUUUUUAGAAGGCUUCAGAAAUGGGGACUGAAUACCUACUUGUAUGCUCCAAAAGAUGACUACAAGCACAGGAUGUUCUGGCGAGAAAUGUACUCUGUGGAGGAAGCUGAGCAACUCAUGACCCUAAUCUCGGCUGCCCAAGAAUAUGAGAUAGAAUUCAUCUAUGCCAUCUCGCCUGGACUUGAUAUCACUUUCUCAAAUCCAAAAGAAGUGUCCACAUUGAAACGCAAGCUGGACCAGGUUUCCCAGUUUGGCUGCAGAUCCUUUGCACUGCUGUUUGAUGAUAUUGAUCACAACAUGUGUGCAGCAGACAAAGAAGUCUUUAGCUCCUUUGCUCAUGCCCAGGUCUCCAUUACUAAUGAAAUAUAUCAGUAUUUAGGAGAACCAGACACAUUCCUAUUCUGUCCUACAGAAUAUUGUGGAACUUUCUGCUAUCCAAACGUUGCCCAAUCCCCUUAUUUACGGACUGUAGGAGAGAAGCUGUUACCUGGCAUUGAGGUGUUGUGGACAGGUCCUAAAGUUGUAUCUAAAGACAUUCCAGUAGAAUCUAUUGAAGAAGUUUCUAAGAUCAUCAGGAGAGCUCCAGUCAUCUGGGAUAACAUUCAUGCUAACGAUUAUGAUCAGAAGAGGCUGUUUCUUGGGCCAUAUAAAGGUCGGUCGACUGAACUCAUCCCUCGACUGAAGGGAGUCCUGACCAAUCCAAACUGUGAAUUUGAAGCCAAUUAUGUUGCUAUUCAUACACUUGCAACUUGGUACAAAUCCAACAUGAAUGGAGUGAGGAAAGAUGUGGUGAUGACUGACACUGAAGACAGUACAGUAUCAAUCCAGAUUAAAUUGGAAAAUGAAGGGAGUGAUGAAGAUAUUGAAACUGAUGUCCUGUAUAGCCCUCAAAUGGCUCUGAAGCUGGCCUUAACAGAGUGGCUGCAGGAGUUUGGGGUACCUCACCAAUACAGCAGUAGGCAAGUGGCCCACAGCGGUGCUAAAACCAGCGUAGUUGAUGUGGUGCCUCUGGUUGCGCCAUCUUCUCUAAACGCAACAACUGUGGUUACUACUGUUUACCAAGAGCCCAUCAUGAGUCAGGGAGCAGCACUGUCCGAUGAGCCACCAGCACUAGUCAAGGAGGAAGAAAAGAAGCAGUCUGAGGAGGAACCAAUGGACAUGGUCGUGGAAAAACUAGAGGACACAGACAAGAAUGUUAAUCAAAUACUGACCGAUAUUGCUGAAGCUAAAAUGUCUGAGGAGUUAAAACCAAUGGAUACUGAUAAAGAGAGCAUAGCUGAAUCUAAGUCCCCAGAGAUGUCUAUGCAGGAAGACUGUGGUAGUGACAUUGCCCCUAUGCAGACUGAUGAGCAAAUGAAUAAGGAACAGUUUGUGCCUGGGCCAAAUGAGAAGCCUCUCUACACAGUAGAACCAGUGACUCUAGAGGAUCUGCAGUUACUUGCUGACUUGUUCUACCUUCCUUAUGAACAUGGGCCCAAAGGUGCCCAGAUGCUGAGAGAGUUCCAGUGGCUCAGAGCAAAUAGCAGUGUUGUCAGUGUUAACUGUAAAGGAAAGGACUCUGAAAAAAUUGAAGAAUGGCGCUCCCGAGCAGCCAAGUUUGAAGAGAUGUGUGGAUUGGUCAUGGGAAUGUUCACUCGCCUCUCCAACUGUGCCAACAGGACGAUCCUUUAUGACAUGUACUCCUACGUCUGGGAUAUCAAGAGUAUCAUGUCAAUGGUGAAGUCUUUUGUGCAGUGGUUAGGGUGUCGUAGUCAAUCUUCAGCACAGUUCUUAAGUGGAGACCAAGAACCCUGGGCCUUUAGAGGUGGUCUAGCAGGAGAGUUCCAGCGUUUGCUGCCUAUUGAUGGGGCAAAUGACCUCUUUUUUCAGCCACCUCCGUUGACUCCAACUUCCAAGGUUUACACUAUCAGACCCUACUUUCCAAAAGAUGAGGCAUCGGUGUAUAAGAUUUGCAGAGAGAUGUAUGAUGAUGGAGCUGAUCAACCUUUCCAUAGUCAGCCAGACUUAAUUGGAGACAAGUUAGUGGGAGGCCUGCUUUCCCUCAGUCUGGAUUACUGCUUUGUCCUUGAAGAUGAGGAUGGCAUAUGUGGCUAUGCUUUGGGCACUGUCGAUGUAACGCCCUUCAUUAAAAAAUGCAAAAUUUCUUGGAUCCCUUUUAUGCAGGAAAAGUACAGUAAGCCAAAUGGUGAUAAAGAACUGUCUGAAGCAGAGAAAAUAAUGUUGAGUUUCCAUGAAGAGCAGGAAGUAUUGCCAGAGACAUUCCUCGCCAAUUUCCCGUCGCUGAUAAAGAUAGACAUCCACAAAAAAGUGACUGACCCAAGUGUGGCCAAAAGCAUGAUGGCCUGCCUGCUGUCCUCUCUGAAAGCUAAUGGCUCCCGUGGGGCUUUUUGUGAAGUGAGACCAGAUGAUAAAAGAAUCCUGGAAUUUUACAGCAAGCUGGGUUGUUUUGAAAUAGCUAAAAUGGAGGGAUUUCCAAAGGAUGUUGUUAUCCUUGGAAGGAGUCUGUGAAGUCCUUGACAAUGAACUGUUCGAAUACUGUAGUCCCUUAACAGCUGGGCGGGUGGUGGUGGGGAUCUUCAUAUGGUCUAACUGCACAAACACAGCAGUCAGCCAACUUGCUAGAAGGGGCUAUGUGAAAAUCCACCCAUCACACAUUUCAAACGUUAACUUGUUGGAUGAAGAGAUUGCUGCUGAAAACCCAGUUCUGAAAAAGAGAAACCUUGUUGUCGUCCUUUCCUGGGCUUGUGUGAAGUGCCAAGGAAUCUUGCGUGGGCUGUAUCCUCCGGGAGGAGCCCCCCCUUCCUGCCCAGUGACGUGGUUGGUAGCAGUUCUUUGCAUCCAUAUAUGCAGUUAACAGAAUGGUGUUCUUUUUCUGGAGUAACUGUUAAGAUCUGAUUUUCUUUUUCCCUGUGUCAUACAGCAGGAUGUGAGGAGGGAGGGGUGUAAUUGGGGUACUUCAUGUUACAGAGAUGGGAAGGAUUACUUGUGUCAGUCAGCAAUUUAAAGACCGGUAUUGACGGUUCUGUUUUUGGCUAUCUUUAUGCUUGUUUAUAAGGCAGUGACCAGUUGUCACUGCUAAUGACCAUUGGUUCAGGCUUUGUGCUUUGUAGGGACAAAUGUGCAGUUGUCUGUGGCAAAAGUCACUAAUGACAGACUUGUAAAUGUCAGUGUAUAUAAACUAGCUGUAUGCUUAAUAACUUCUUUGUGUUUGCUGGUUUUGUAAUUUUUUUCUUCUGAAAAGUGAAAUGGUAUUGGUCCAAGAUGGCACUUUUGACUAACGUCAAACCACAAUGGAGAAUGACUCUGUCCUCGGCGUUGGCUUUUUGUACUGUGCCUCAUACCCAGGGCUAGAAACUGACCAUGUUGGGUAAGAGGUGCUGAUCCAGAAGGAUCAUUCCUUCAGAGGACAGGCAGUUCUGUUGCAAGGCUGCCACUGCCUGGUGCUAUCAUCAUUCUCCUGGGACUGAACCAGCAAUUCAGUGGGAGGCCUGCUGAACCUGUUAAUUUUGGUGGCAGUCUCAAAGAGGAGGUGGAUGGAGGAAGUGAGAGGGAACUGGUCCAUGGUCAGGAUUUGUCCUUGGAUCAGUCUCCUGCUUCAAAGACUGUUCAUACUGGUUUGACUAAAUCAGGGUCUUCAAAUCCUGCAUGUUUGUAUCAAAGAAUUUUUGUAGAAGAAACAUCACAAUAAGCACAUUUUUACAAAUUAUUUAAAUGGUUACCUAAUUAAUGUAACUGCAGAUAUUCUGAGAGUUUAAUGUUUUUACCCAGAUCUGAUGUAUUUGACUAAUGUGAUGGAGCCAGCAUGGUUAGGGGAUCUGGUAGUGAGGUAGUCACACCAUUUGUGGGGGUUAUUGAUUUUUCUGUAGAAGCCCUGUGUUCCAGAGAUGUAAUUGGCCAAUAAUAUACCCUUUACAUUACAUUACAUUACCUUACUAAUUUCACCUGCUACCAUCAACUGUGUUUACCUUCCUUCUUUUUAAAUGUCCCUCUUGGUUUUGGUGGCAAACAAAAGACAUUCAAGUCCUUAUUUAAGCUCCCAUCUGUGUAGCUUUGAAGAAGUUUUACAAGCUAUAACAAAUGGCAUUAGACUGCAGUAAUGUCUGCAACCUGUAAGGAGAAGCUAACGUUUGGCCUUCCGGUGCAGUCACAUAGGAUAUUUUUCUUUUUCAGAAUGUGAAUAAUUUUUUAAUUUAGUAGCGAAGUAUUUAAGUUUAAACAAGUUCAUUUCAUUUACAGAGAGAGGUAUAGGGUCAUGCUAUGGGAUCUCAUGUAAAUCAGAGCUGAAUGUCACUAGUUUUAAUACAGCUUUGAGUAAGUAGCUGAUCCCUUGGUCUUAGCAGGUGGAAGAGUUGUGUGGUUUUGUUUUUUUGUGUUUUUUUUUUUUUUUUUAUGGAUACCAGAGUCAACUUACUCCUUGAUCUGGAUUCAUAGCAUUACAGGAUAGGAUGCUUGUGGCCUUAUAUCUUGGCUUUAAGGAGUUGCCACAAUCUUUUCCUAUGAAUUUUAUUGUUACAGAAGUUAGUUGUACAAACGGAUGGAAUGUCCAGGCCAAUACCAUCACUCUAGGAUUGUAAAGUGAUAAGUUGACAUAUCUUUCAUGGUUAUGAAUUUUCAUUAAGGUUGGAAUGCCACUUUCAUUAAUCUGUUUUUAGAUCAACAGUAUCUGUAGCAGAAAAAUGAGCUGUAAAACUGUAUUUGAAGACCAUGCAAGAAAUAGAAUAAAAAUAGAGAAGUGAAUGUAAA